AUGUCUGCCCAGAAUACAGUCUUGAUUACCGGUGCGAACCGUGGCAUUGGGAAGGGCCUCGUGGCUGUACACCUUGCGAGCGCCAACACAACCGUCAUAGCCACAGUCCGCGAUCCCUCGUCUGCUGAAAACCUCCAUUCGCUCUCCAAGGGUUCGGGAUCUCAACUCAUUAUCAUCAAACUUGAUGUCUCAAGUGCUGAGUCCAUCAGAAGUGGAAUUGCAUCCUUAAAGUCGGACCACGGCAUCAGCAGCAUUGACGUUGUCGUCGCGAAUGCCGGUAUUGCUGGCAUAACUCCAAAAUUGACCGAGGCCGACAGCUCUGAAAUUCAAACCUACAUCGAUGUGAAUGCAUACGGACAGCUCGAGCUGUUCAAGGCAGUAUCUCCACUGUUGCAGCAAAGCAAGACUAAGGGGAAGUUUGUGUACAUCUCCAGUGCUGGCGGAAGCUUGACAACAAUGAGCAACAUUGUCCCGCUUUCCGCUUAUGGGGCGAGCAAAGCACUAGGCAACUUCCUUUUCAAGUGGUUAUCGUUGGAGGUCGACAAUGUGCUGAUUUGGGCGCAACACCCAGGAAUGGUUGCAACUGAGAUGGGUAAGGCCGGCUUCGAUGCGUUGAAAGCGCAAGGCAUCGAUCUGUCUGCGCAUAUCAUUACCGUGGAACAGAGUACGAAUAUGUUGAAGAAUUUGAUUGAGAAUGCGACUCUCGAAUCCGCUCAUGGAAAGUUCCUUGGGCCUGAUGGAACAGAGUUGCCUUGGUAAAUAUCGAUAUUCCAU
Messenger RNA from Aaosphaeria arxii CBS 175.79, 774 nucleotides. RefSeq names its product aflatoxin biosynthesis ketoreductase nor-1. Lineage: Eukaryota; Fungi; Ascomycota; Dothideomycetes; Pleosporales. The coding region runs from base 1 to 759 and encodes 252 amino acids. The transcript is spliced from 4 exons. The record is from RefSeq and is a predicted model, not a curated record.